AUGGAGAUGAAUCCGAAAGAAAUGGAACUAGAGACUAAAUUGACGCAGCUGAACUUAGCGGUACAAAGGUCAGAAAAAACUUGGCAACAGGUAAGCUGUAAGCGUGAAACUAUUAAACGGCACCUCGAAACGCUACAAUCAGUGAACAGUUCAUCUAACCAAUGCAAACGUUUGGUUGAAGAACAGAAAAUUGCGAGUAAAACAAACAUGGAUGAAAUCGCUAAUUGAAAUGACAAUAUUGAGUCGAAAUUUGAAGAAGCUGAUUUUCAAAUUGCACGUUUUAGUGAUUGGCUGGCGGAAAAUGAACGCCAAACUAAGGCUGUAGCCCAAGAGGAGCUGUUUAAGAAUGAAUUAAAAUUGCACGAAGAAAAAUUACGCAUGCAAUCCGAGCUUGUGAACAGCGCCAAAUCAAAACCGGAAACACAGGAAUUUUCUAGUCCAAGCGCAAAAUUGCCUAAACUGGUAAUCUCAAAGUUUGAAGGCUCGUAUAUGGACUGGCCCCGGUUCUGGGGGCAGUUUACCGAAGGUAUCGACAAAAGUUCUAUUGCGCCUAUAACAAUGUUCACGUAUUUGUUAGAACUGUUGAGUCCAAAAGUCAAAAUAUGUGUGGAAUCCCUUCCCCUUUCCCCCGAGGGCUAUAACAGAGCCAAAGCAAUCCUUCAAGAUAAAUAUGGGAAGGAAUCUGAGAUAGUGAAAUGUUACGUAAAGGAAAUUCUCGAUUUACCCCAAAUUCCGAAUAGUAACGCCCGAAGAAUUGCCGAAUUCAGCGAGAAAUUAACGUAUUGCGUGAGAGCACUAGAGACUCUCAAAAAACUUGACCAAAUCAACGGAAAUCUUUCGAUGUAGCCUGCGUAGCAGGCGUUUAGCUGACGGGCGGGUACAGAGGGAUCGGAACGCCUGCCCAAACUGGCUAUGACAAUUUGUUUUCGCCAUUAAUUUAAGGAUGAUUGACGUUUUGUAAUUAGCACCUUCAUCCAUUAUCCAAUCAUAGUCGAGAUGUAUAUUUAGCAGCAUGCAUGCUUUUUGCUCGGCAACUACGGAGAUUUGCAGAGAUUUUAUGUACUAUUUAAAGCACGCGGAGGAGUGUUUUAUCAGAUAUAAAGAUGGUCUGAUAAAACACGCACUGCGAAUGUUUUAAAUUGCUUCAAAAACGAUCGAUCUAGUAUACGUUCAUUGGCGAAGUAGCUUUCAAAAAAUUCGGUGUGUAUAUGUAGAGAAAAUCAUUAAAAUUUUUGUAAAUCAAGGGAAAUCUCUAUCACAUAUCAAGGAUACAACACGUUUAUGACUUUUCUUUGUGUCUUCCUCAUGAAUUAUUGAGUUUUUGAAGCUAUUUUAGACAACAGUCAGUCACAACGUGCAGAGCUUUUAUCUUUUAAAACUGACUCCUGAACCACGGUUGUUUAACGUAUUCUGCCGUUUUGCAAAUAUAACAGUUGAGCAUGUUUUGAAAUGUUGUUCUUAAAAUCAUCAUUCAACCUCAUAGCUACAAUGCCAAGUGAUAUAGCCUCAACUAUCUGGUCUUGAAUCAGUAUGCUUUAAAGUGAACAAAUAACAAGGCAACUAUAUUAACGAAAUAUUCAGGAUAUAUUUAAAAUGUAUAAUUGAAAGAUCAAACUUUUCCGUAUUCAAAGUUUUCCGAAUCGCGAUAACCGGCGUCUUCACCACGUAGCAAAUUAAUAAUAUACUUUCUCUGUUCUGGUUCAACUGAAUUUCGAAGGCUAAAUACUUGAAAUAUAAGAAAGUUUCCUCGAAAGCAUUAACAGGCGGCAUAUUUUUGAUACGCGGCUAUAAACGGGCAUAGUACAAAACAUGGACUGGACUGGACUGGACAGUUGGACUGGACAGUUGGACUGGACAGUUGGACUGGACUGGACUGGACAGUUGGACUGGACUGGACAGUUGGACUGGACUGAUUUUUACAUUUUCUCUAUUCUUGACUUGCAUGUCAGCCGCCAUGUCAGGUGGCAUGGCACAAAAGAAUAUUUUAUCACAGAGUAAAUAUACCAUGUCAUGUCUAUUUUGUGAUUGUAUCAAUGAACAUUGUCUGGUGUGUACCAGGAGGAGAUUGGUUUCAAGUCAAGAAUAUAACGUUUUGCACCUGAAUUACUUUUGAUUUUCGGAAAUUGAAAUACUUUACCUUCGCCGAUGACCUCACUUUAUAACUGGAGUGAAAUCUCAAGAAACCCCAGUAAGGGGCCGACCAUUUAACUUUUGAGGGGGGGAGGGGGGGGGGGAGAUUUACUGCUGGAAGGGCGGAAUUUUUUUCUUGAUAUGGGAUCGUUAUGUGCAAGAUUAUUUUCCCCUAUCCCAACACCACGUACGAUAUUUUUUUCCACUCUCUUUCGUAGCAUUGUUUUUCAAUAGCUUAUCAGACUAUUUAGAUUCUUUAAUUAAUAAUAGUUAACGUUGCGUUUUCUAGCUUCAUGCAUUGCUUUUAAUAAUACAUAUUGCUAUGAGGUAUAAGAUUUGGUUCAGGGCCUCUUUACGGAUGUGUAACUGGAGGGGACAUAUUUAGCGGGGGACCUGGAGAAGUUCCAGUCGGUAAGUCUGUAUCACUGCAGCUACCAGCAUAUAUAUGCAUGGUUUAACUAAUAAGUAUACGCCAUAGGGAAGCAGAUCAGGCCAAUAUUAACUAGGAUUCUGAGACAACCGAGUCGAGCACCGAAGGUGCAAGCCUGUAGAGGGGGCAUGCCCCCCCCCCCCAGAAAAUUGUGGAUUUUGUGAAGCUCAGAUAAGCUAUUUCCAGCAUUUUCAGAAGUUUUUCAACAAGAAAUUAACCUUACACUAGUCUCCGAAAAUCAAACCAGCUGAUCUUCUGGGACUGGUCAAAUCGAUCCCUGCAACCAUGCUGUUUUGCAACAUUUUUUCCCCCACCAAAUACUGGGGCAGGAUAUUUUUCCCCCAGUUUGUUAGUGCAGGCAUUUUCUUUUGUUCAGAAUAGCCUUGAAGGAAAUGUUUUUUUUAAAAAUCACCCCCUCCCCCAUCCCCCUCAAAAGUUAAAUGGUCGGCCCCUAAGUAGAAUAGAAUAGAAUACCAAACAUAAUAAAUAUUCAUGUUCGCAGACCGUAAAAACAAUCAAAUUCAAAAGAAGUAAAUGAUGCAGCACACAAAUAUAUGAAUAUGAGCUCCUGCCCCCCCCCCCCGCCAAUUAUCUAUCUUUCUAUGCCCAUGGCCAUGCAGAUUGGAACAUCAAAAUUUAAUACGUAUGCGAGCAGGAUACCCAUAGCAAAGACAGAUAAGUAGUUUAUGUUUGGUAUUGUAUUCUAUUCUAUUCUAUUCUACUUACUGGGGUUUCUUUCGCUUUAAGAGAUUUCACUCCAGUUAUAAAGUGAGGUCAUCGGCGAAGGUAAAGUAUUUCAAUUUCCGAAAAUCAAAAGUAAUUCAGGUGUAAAACGUUAUAUUCUUGACUUGCAACCAAUCUCCUCCUGGUACACACCAGACAAUGUUCAUUGAUAAAAUUACAAAAUACUUGACACGGUAUAUUUAUUCUGUGAUAAAAUAUUCUUUUGCGCCAUGCCACCUGACAUGGCGGGUGACAUGCAAGUCAAGAAUAGAGAAAAUGUCCAGUCCAACUGUCCAGUCCAGUCCAACUGUCCAGUCCAGUCCAACUGUCCAGUCCAGUCCAACUGUCCAGUCCAGUCCAACUGUCCAGUCCAGUCCAGUCCAACUAUCCAGUCCAGUCCAUGUUUUGUACUAUGCCCUAUAAACGCGUCAACGCGAGCAAAAUUAUUGUUGACAUUUGAGUUACGUAAUUACUUCCGUUAACGAGAUUAACCAAUGGGAAGCUUUUCCGAAGAUUCUUCGGAGAAGAACAAAUUAAUCAUAGGCAUUUGGGCAGGCGUUUAUUUAACGACGCCCUUUUUUCUUCCGCCCGCACUAAACGCCUGCUACGCAGGCUAGUUUCGAUGACAUUAGACAAAUUGGCAGGGAUUAGGGGUGAUUUAGUUCGAACUGAUCCUGAAUGGGAGUCGUGGGAUUUUAGUAAACUGGCCGAGGCAUUGCGCCAGUGGGUGAAGCGCAACCCAGUACUACCGGUAGUGAUUUGCGACACGAAGAAAAUCGAAGGAAAAGUUUUCAUGCAAAACGAGACGAGUAAAAACUUUCGGGUUGCGUUUAUUGCGAAGAUCCUAACCAUAAGGCUGUAAGGUGUCAGAAAGUUGCAAAUCCGAAUGAGCGCAAACAAAUUUUGGCGAAAAAAGGGUUGUGCUUUAAAUGCGCCACAAAAUUUCAUCGCGCCUCCGAUUGCAAUAGUAAGACCUCCUGCGGGCACUGCUAUAGACGUCAUCAUACAUCAAUUUGCGAACAGUACAAUAAUAAACGUGAUGACAGAUCUGUUCAAGAUGAAGCCAGAGAUAAAAACUCCUCCGGUGGUAAAAAGGUGAUGACUGAUGGAGCAUGUGCUGAGGGAAUAUUUCCAGUUGUACUUGUCAAAGUUAAUGGUGUAAUGUGUCGAGCGCUCUUUGACUCUGGCGCCGGGAGUUCAUAUGCGUCUGCGAAACUUAUAAACGCAUUAGAAGCAAAACCCAGUGAGAUAAAAAGCCAGCGCAUAGACAUGUUGAUGACGUCGCAGAUGAAGAAAAUUGAAAUUUAUGACGUGACAAUUAGUUCGUUAGACGGUAUGCAUGAAAUUAAAGCGAAAUUAAAUAAAGUAGAUAGAAGCGAACUUUUAACAAGCAAUCCAAAUUAUGAUAAACUGGUAGGACAAUACAAUUAUACAAACACUUGAACUCAGUCAAGAUGGACGAAUGUGACACGAAGAGUGACCUUGCCAUACAUCUUGUGCUAGGGAUUGGAGAGUAUGCGCGAAUCAGAACCAGAACGUUAACCAAGCCUCUCGUGGGGAAGGAAGGGGAGCCAAUAGCUGAACAAACGAAGUUUGGGUGGGUCAUAAUGAGUCCAGGGGUCGAAUUUGGCCAAAGUACCAUGCUACUAACCACGACCUCACAAGCUGACGUCGAGCGGGUGUGUCGAUUAGAUGUUCUCGGGCUUGAAAAUACCUCUGAGAAAGACCCUCGACCGGUCUAUGACGAGUUUAAAGAAACCCUCACUCGCAAUGAAGAGGGCUGGUACGAAACCAGCCUGCCGCGGAAAUCGAACCAUCCAAAGCUCCCAUCGAACGAGAAAGGCAGCCAACGAAGACUAAAGAAUUUAGUGAAGCGUCUCGAGUGUAAGGAAAUCUACGAAGAGAUUAAGAAAGGCCUGUACGUCGACGAUGUUAUGACGGGGGGUGAGAGCGUUAAAGAAGUUACAGAGAAUGAGCGAAUUAAAUGGCACCAUGUUCCAACAAACGAGAAUCCUGCCGACCUGGGAAGUCGCGGAGGAAAUGUUACCAACAACGUAUUAUGGCAACAUGGACCCGAAUGGCUUAGCGACCAAGCAAGAUGGCCACCGAAAGUGGUCCCCGUGGUGAGCUCGGAAGCCAAAGAAGAAGAAAAGGCCUCAGUCCGAGUAAUGGUUGCAGUAAAUCAACCAGUAGUUGAGAAUGUAUUCGACAAGCUCCUUGGAAAGUAUCCAUUGCGAAAAACCCUACGAAUUUGUGCUUGGGUGAAUAGAUUCGUUCGAAACUGCAGGAACGAGAGCAACAAACGUGAAUCAGGGCCGAUUAAGACUCACGAAAUCGAAGAGCGUACGCUAUGGUGGAUCAAGCGUGUGCAAGAGGAGACCAAAGAUAACCCCGAACUUUCCAGUGCAAAAGUUGAGCUGAAUCUUCAACAUAACCGAAGUGGAAUCAUGGAGUGUCGAGGGCGGAUCGAAGGCGACUAUCCAGUAUAUUUACCUACGAAUACGGUCUUCGCGAAGAAAGUUGUAGAGCAAGCCCAUAUCAUUACACUCCAUGGCGGAGUACCGGCGACGAUGGCAGAAGUACGAGAACGUUAUUGGGUGCCUAGAUUACGCCGUCUUGUGAAACCGAUACGAAGCAAUUGUCAUGGUUGUGCUAGAUUCCGGGCACAAUC
Molecule: messenger RNA, 5954 nt
Organism: Paramuricea clavata
Lineage: Eukaryota; Metazoa; Cnidaria; Anthozoa; Malacalcyonacea; Plexauridae
Source: the annotation of a GenBank genome assembly